This is a messenger RNA of Portunus trituberculatus (swimming crab), 7395 nucleotides long. RefSeq names its product TBC1 domain family member 5-like (gene TBC1D5). The record is from RefSeq and is a predicted model, not a curated record. Gene Ontology annotation, biological process: activation of GTPase activity. Lineage: Eukaryota; Metazoa; Arthropoda; Malacostraca; Decapoda; Portunidae. The transcript is spliced from 17 exons. Gene Ontology annotation, molecular function: GTPase activator activity. Bases 226 to 2544 code for a protein of 772 amino acids.
UUUGAGGCGGAGUGUCAAGUUGUGGCAGACUGGCAGCGUCACACACUCUCGGCGCCCACCAGUGUCAACACCCAGCUCCCGGCCAGCGCCCAUCCUUGCCCUCCCUUGCUCUGCAUUGCCUCACACCACGCAGCACGCCAACACGACCUCCUAGGAUAAGCAUAACUGUCUAUCUCCAGCUUGUGUCCUGUUAUAUGACAGAUUUAAGAAGCUGUUACUGUGAUCAUGGAGAGAUUUCGGCCUUUGAUUGCACAGUCCAGUAAUUUUAUCGACCCACUGACUGCUGGCCUAUCCAAGGAUGAUGAUACGGUGUCAGUAGGUGAGGAGCCCACCAACUACCUCAGUUCAGGGGCCAGCAGUGACCAACUUAGUUUACGUAGGGAGGACCACUUUAGUGCUAGCCAACCUCCUCGGUUACUUGGUGGCGGACUGCCCUACAGUGCUGAGUGGGCUGAAGUGUGUCGCUGUGUUGGGACACCAGUGAUUCAAAAUUUGGGUCGGAGCGGAGAAAUGAGAGCCAGCAGGUUCCGAUCAGUUUGCUGGAUGGUCUAUCUCCAGAUUCUACCUGACAAUCACACAAAUUGGCUGAACGUGAUCAGAGAGGAACGAGAAAACUAUGAAACCAUCAGACUGCGGUUAAUGGUAACACCAGGCAGCCACAGUGAUGAGGCACUAGACCCUCUACUGAACAACCCUCUUUCCCAGGACCAGGAGAGUCCUUGGAACCAGUAUUUUGAGGACUCAGAACUGAAGAAGCUCAUCAGACAGGAUGUGGUGCGCACUUUCCCUGAAGUGGAGUUUUUCCAGUCCACUCGCAUCCGAGAUCUGAUGGUGACAGUCCUCUUCUGUUAUGCUCGGCAGCACCCUCAGGUUGGCUAUAGACAGGGAAUGCAUGAGGUUCUGGCACCACUGAUUUUUGUACUUCACUGUGACCACCAGGCCCACCAGCAUGCUCACGAGGUCGAUCCAGCUCCGAAUGUGCUUCAGGAGUUAAUGGAUGAAGCAUACUUGGAGCAUGAUGCCUUUGCAUUAUUUGAAGGUGUGAUGAAGGGGCUGGAGCCAUGGUACAUUGUUUUAGAGCAUUCUGCCAACCCUAACCCUCGCUCCUCCAUGCUCAAUGCCCAGCCAUUUGCACGUCCACAGGAUGUGGGUCCCACCAACCAGUUAGUCCAGAAGCUGACGACCAUCCAUGACACACUGUUGCAGAAGCAUGACUCAGCACUGUACACUCACCUGGCCCGCCUUGAAAUACCACCACAGAUAUAUGGCAUCCGUUGGAUUCGUCUUCUGUUUGGACGAGAAUUUCCUCUGCAGGACCUCCUCAUGGUAUGGGAUGCCAUCUUCUCAGACAUCCAACCUGCAUUUCCCCUAGUGGACUACCUCACUAUAGCCAUGCUGAUCUUCAUUAGGGAGCCAUUAUUAUCUGGUGAUUAUACAACCUGCCUCAAGUUCUUGAUGCGCUACCCCGCAGCGGCUGAUGUCCAAUACAUUAUUCAACUUGCUCUUCACCUUCGUAACCCCAAGCAGUACCCCAGGCCACCAGGUUACUCUGGUUUGGCUUCCCUCCACUUACCCACAGUGGGUGGUCGCCCAGAUGUGCAUCGUGGUCCCCAGCAAGUAGCAGCAUCAUCCAGCAUUGCCCGGUCAUCCAGUGUACCACGCACCCAGCAAGGGGCAACACCAAAGACCAGUGAUUCCUCAGAGGAGGCCCCAACCUAUGGCAGUACAGUGCGAAGACUCUCCUCUCCCAAUGCCUUUACUGAUCCUCUCAAUGCGGCUGUGAUCUUCAGUAAUAGUGAAAGUAAAAGUAGCAACACACGAACCAGUAGAGGUGAAGGAGGAAGAACCUUAGACAAUAGCAGCAACAAUGUGAACAGUAGCAGUGCACCUGGGACCAGCAACCGUGCCAGCAUGGUGGUGUCAGGGUUGGUGAGAUUUGGAGGCAAGCUUGGCCGUCCCAGGGAGUUACCUGUUUCUCGACACCUUUCCAUCCAGUCUCCUUCUACUCCACCAGCCAGCACAACUACUGAACACACUGCAUUCAUGACUUCUCAAGUACAAAGUGUUUCAUCAGCAUCAACUAUGAAAGAACUUGCUGUGGUAAGAAGCAAAUCAGUACCAGAAGGAGAGAAGGAGGUGGCACCUUGCAAGCUUAUCAGUACACAAUCCUCUGAGGACAGUGAAGAAGAGAGCUCUGAAAAGAAACCCUCAACUGAACCAGAGUCAGAGGUGAGGAAAGAUACUUACAUCCCAGUGCUUGUGAAGAGUCUGAGUGUUGAAGAUUUGUCAGCUGUGUGUCUUGGCUGUGCCAUGAACCUCUCUCAUCACACAGCCACUCUUAAGACAAGACUGGAGCAGCUCAACGUGCAACCAGAUAUUACCUUACGUACUGCUCUAGAUGGCAUCUCUGAGGUGAUAGAUACUCUGUCAAGUGUGCAAACUCAAGUAAAAACUUCAAGCAGUAGUAGUACAUCCAAUGGGCAGAGUGAUGGGACUCCAGCUCUUGGCCAGUCUAGAGCUCAGACUCAUCCUUCCACCUCAUGAGUCAUGGUGUAUUGUAAUGGUAGGCAACAUUAAUCACAUUUCUGUUAUCAUUAUAUUUUUAAAAUGCUCAUUGUUUUAGCCAUUUGUAAAGGAACACUGGCAGUAUUAAUAUCACACACACACACACACACACACACACACACACACACACACACACACACACACACACACACACAGUGUUGGAGGACUGUGCUUUUAUUUGUAUGUUAGUUACAAUGUUAUAUUGAUUUCAAUAUUUUUUAAUUGUGCCAUGUCCAAAUGAUGCAUAUGAUUUACUCUUGUUCUUACUAUUUAAUCAUUAGAUUUUUAUAAAAGGUUAUAUGAUUGAUGAAUGUUGUUUAGAAGUAGAUAAUUGAUUUUGGAUAAUGAGAAAGAGAAAGAGAGGUAGAUCUCCUCAUGGCUUUUAAAUAAUAAACCGAUAAAUUUUACCAUUACCUUUGUACAAUAAAGCCAACCAUUGAAAAGGAACCAUACAGUGGCAUUUUUCACUCACUGUACCAAAAUGUUUCACAUCAGCAUACAUGUGCCUGAGCAUUACAAAAAUCAUUGGUACUCAAAAUGUAGAACCUUAACAACACUGACCAUCAACCUGUGUUUUGCAUUAUUACCUUAUUUUACCAGGGAUCAAUUACGGGGGAGCUAUCAUAACAGAUAUCAGGACCUAGGUAAGGCAGCCUUUUGAUGAUGUAUUCUGCUGUUGAAGUUAAUAAGUGAAUUAUUCUGAAGUUCCAAAUUAAGAGAACUUCUUCAUGAUUGCCACUUAUGUAGUUAUGAUGAUAGUUAUAAUGCCAUUAUUAUUAUUAUUAUUAUUAUUAUUAUUAUUAUUAUUAUUAUUAUUAUUAUCAUUAUUGUCCUAAUUAUUAUUAUUUAUUAUCAUUGUUAUUUUUAAUCAUUAUGGCUGACUUUAAUGAUAUACUGUAUAUGAUAUGAUGUAUUGAAAACCAUUGAUAAAAGAUAAAUAAGACUAGGAUUGCUGGGAAACACUCAAACACUUAAGCAGGUUUGUUUUGGUUCACUGAAAUCAGUAACAUCGAGAAAGUAACACUGAAAAGAGUUCAACACUUCCUUUUGUGAUAUUUUUUACAUUUAUUGUGUAUUAUAUUGAAUGAUACAUUAAUCAUUGCUUAUUGUUCAGAAGUGGGCUACUACAAAUAUAAGAUUUGUUCACUUUGAGUAUAAUAAGGCUUAUAAGUUUCUCACUAAUUCAUUGUACCAUUUUAUUAUUAUAUGGAAACAAAGCUAAAAAAUUAUUGAUUUGAUUAAAGGUCAAGUUGUAUAUGGUACCUAUGUAGAUGGUACAGUGGGCCAUUGUUAUGUUUGUAUUUUAUACCAGACACUUGCAUAUGUCAAAAACUCACCAAUAACUGUCAUCAUUCCAAAAUUCCAUGGUAUAAUGGUAUAUUGCAGAAGAAAGCUUUUUCUUUAUUCAAACACAUGGUAAUCAAACUGUACAUUUGUAAAUGAAAGAAUGAAUAACCAUGGCUUGGAUCAUUAAUGCUAAGAAAAAUGAGAUGGGGAGGGAAAGGAGAAGAUCAGGCAAGAAUCACAAGAGGGCUUAUCUCAGGGAUCAUCUUUAUCAUUGAUCCCUCAUUGGUAAAUUAACUUCUUUUGGCUUGAAAGCUCUUCACUGCUGUAGGUAAUGCUUGAAAGUUAUUUAUGAGUCCAUCAUGACCACAUCCAAGAUAAACACACACCUCUUUCUGAUCUAAUCUGCCAUUUAGAAUUAUUUUUGUCACAAUUUUAGAUAACUUAAAAUUUAUUGAAAAUAACACAUGAAUAAUGUAGUUAAAUAACAAUUAUUAGGUGUGUUUUUAUUCAUCAUUAUGAUAUAUACAUAUAUCUAUAUUUUUUACUGGUGGUGGCCAGCAGUCUCUUGUACUUACAUAUUGCCAUACCACCACCUGUCACAAGGAAUGUUCUCAUUCUAUCAAAUUAUUAUGUCACAUAGAUAUUACUUACAUAUUGCUAAUAUUCACAAAACCUUACUACUGGUCAUCUGGGACAUAUUUUGCAUCAGACUAGUGAAGGUGUUGGUUGUCCAGAUGCAUUGUACAUUACACUCAGAGUUUCUCUCUCUCUCUCUCUCUCUCUCUCUCUCUCUCUCUCUCUCUCUCUCUCUCUCUCUCUCUCUCUCUCUCUCUCUCUCUCUCUCUCUCUCUCUCUCUCUCUCUCUCUCUCUCUCUCUCUCUCUCUCUCUCUCUCUCUCCAUGAAAAUAGUAAUAUUUUAUACAAUGACAGGUGUACAUUUGUUUAAGACUAUUUUUUCUGUCCAAACUAGUAUCUUCCAUGUGAAGCUAGUCACAAUUUGGGCUGGAAUAAGUGCCAUGCUUAUUGCUGAUUAGCUGUAGCUGUUACUCAUACUUACUAUAUACAUUGAUUAUAUGAAAUCUUACAUGAUUGUCAGGUUUGGUAUCAUAUGUUGUAUGGAGCACUUUACCUUGCCCCAGGUUUUAACUACACACCAGCAUUGUGAGUAGCACAAACACAUUUUGGCACAAAAUAAUGCCAACAUUUGUUUAUUAAAUUAUGUUUUCAAAUAUUUUGUUCUUAAUGUAAUCUUAAAAGACUAAUCUGGAUAUAAUGGGAAGUCGUCCAUUUAAUGUUGAAGACUGGCUAUGAACCAAUAUUUGGACAUGCCUGAAUCUGCCAACACAUUAAACUUAUUAUGCAUUAGGUGCCAGGAAGUAGCAAUGCUGCAUUGAAUGCCUUGAAGAAAAACAAUUGAUUUUCCUGCUUACAGGAAAUGUGUAUAAUCACAACUGGAAAGGUACACCAAAAAAAAAAUAAUAAUAAUAAUAAUAAAAAAAGAAAAAAAAAAAAAGUUCUGCCUCAAGGGAUAAUAUUUUAUGAUUUUUGAUGAUAGUAGGAUUUAUGAAAUUUCAUUAUUUUCAGCAUAGGUUAUGAGGCAUUCUUUGUUAAAUGAUAUUGAUUUUACCUCCUAUGUUGAUUUUGCUGCUCUGAGAACACAAAAUAGAAAUACAGGAAGAUAGGCAAGUGGAGUUCUCUUUGUAAUAUAGGAGGCAUUAUCCACAGUGAUCAGAUAAGAAAAGUCAUAAAAUAACUUCACAAAAAGUAAGGUACAAGGCUAGCAAAACUAGAGAUAACACAAUACAUUAUAACAUUAACAUACACUGUCAUAACUGUUUGAAAUAUUUCAUCACUGGCAUGAUGUCUUCAAUAUGGCAGUUUGGUGUUUAAUAAAUGAAAGACAAUUUUUUGAUGAGAAAUACACAAAGAACAGUUAUCAAGUAUUUUCUGUGGGAAAUUCAUCAAAUGCAAGUACAUGGUUUUAUGUCAUGUGAGAGAAAAUAAUCAUCAAAUGUAAGACUGGUCACCAUUUAAACCCUGUGGGACAUAUGUGCCAAGUUAUUGGUUAGUUAAGCUCAGAUCAUGAGAUGUGUAUCCUCACUUCAAAUGAUCACAUACUCAGUAGUAAAAGGUACAAUCUUUCAGUGGGUUCGAGUCCAGUCUAUGAACAAAGGUUGAGAGAAGUGAUGGCACAACAGCAGUAUUGUGUCAUCUUCAGUGAAUCUGUCAUAAGAUAAAUAUUGAAAAUCUUUAAAUCAUGAUAUCUCAAAAUAAUGUUUUGGUGCACCUGCCCCUUUUGUUUCAGAUAUCUUGUAUGAGAAGUACACUUGGCAAGUGAAAGAAUACUGCCACCAUAUCCUCUGCAAAUCUUAAUGGUAACUGGUAGGGACUCAUGGAGAAACUGAAAGCAAUAUUAUUGUUUAAAACUUUUACAAUGAGACAAGGUAUGGCAUUUUGUCUUGACUGUAAAUAAUAUUCCUUGUGACAACCUUAUUGUGAUUUAUUUGGUUCAGAAUAACAUUAAGAAAAAAAAAAUUAAUAAUUUUUAUCUGUUUAAGACAUCAUCUAAAUUUGGUUUGGAAUCAUAAGUACUUUUCUCCAGUGACUUAAGAGAAAGCAUGGAUGCAUCUGCUAUGUGAUUGCUCCUGAACAAACUUUCUUUAGGAUAGGAUGAAAUUUUUUUUUUUUAAAUCUAUGAUAAAUUACUUUGCAUACAUAAAAUUUAAUUUGUAUAAAUACUCAGAUGAUUUAAUAUUGAAAUAUCAUUAAGGCUUUUUAUUACAUCUAAUAUAUAUAUUGAGAAAAUUCUAUACUUAAGGAGAUCUGUCCAAUAUUACAUACUAAUUUAAAGAAGUGAUAAAUGUUUUAUCCAUGUAAAACUAUAUUCUUACAAAAAAAAGUUACAUGGGGAAGUUUAGCAUCACAACAGUAAAGAAAAGACAAAGUACACACAGAGAAAUGGGUGCUGUAACACAACUCACUCUAGGAGGAAUGUUUUCUAGCUUUUUACCUGUGAUAAUGACAUUCCUUGUAAAUAUAUUUUAUAAGUUUUAGUUUUAAUUUGAUUACUAUACUUACAUAGUGAGAAUAAUAUCAACUUUGACAUAAAGUUUGAUAAAUAUACAGUUGUUCAAAACUGCUGUGGAAUUGUAUAAUUACAUACAAGGGAGAUGUGAAGAGACAUGAGGUAAGGUGAAAAGAAAAGGAAGUUUUUUUUAAGUGAGUGAGCAGAGUGAGUCAGUGCACUCUGAGGCAAUAUUAAUCUCACUAAUAGGUAUAUGAACUAUUUUUAGUUUGCUCACUAUUUUAUUUGCUGAAAAAAAAAAUAGUUACUUUAUUAUUUAAGUCAAGAAAAUGAAACUAUAUGAAGCAACUGACAAAACUGUGAAUAUUUCUUUUAAGUAAUUACAUAUCAUUGAUUAUAUUAUGUGCAUAUAAAUGAUAAAAUGUAUAAUUGUCAGUAAUAUGGUAAUAAUACUUGUGUAUGUGUAGAGUGAAAAAGAUGUCAACACAGAUAUGAAAUAUAAAGAAAUAUUGAGGAUA